Dermochelys coriacea (leatherback sea turtle) is the source of this 3404-nucleotide messenger RNA. RefSeq lists its product as uncharacterized. Lineage: Eukaryota; Metazoa; Chordata; Testudines; Dermochelyidae. Gene Ontology annotation, biological process: regulation of immune response. The record is from RefSeq and is a predicted model, not a curated record. Gene Ontology annotation, molecular function: MHC class I protein binding; coreceptor activity. The transcript is spliced from 6 exons. Gene Ontology annotation, cellular component: cell surface. Bases 1626 to 2546 code for a protein of 306 amino acids.
CCUCUCCUGGCCUAACUAGUUCACUGGGACUUCAGCACAUGCUUGAGGAGAGGAGGGACGGUGCAGUUGUCAAGGUGCUAACUAGGCACUCAGGGGUCCUCCGUUCAAAUCCCUGCUCUGCCACAGGCUCCAUGUGUGACCUAGGGCUGGUCAUUUACUUCCCAACAACUCUCAAGGGAUUUAAGUACCUUAGUCCCUCUUGAAAGUGGGACUUUGCCUCCCAAGUCGCUUAAGGGCUUUUGAAUAUGUUUUUCCAAGUCUCUCUGGGUCUCCAUUCCCCAGCUGUAAAAUGGGAAUAACUCUUUGUACCUCACAACGGGGUGAUCAGGAUAAAUAGGUACAUAGAGAUGUGAAAAGAGCUUUGAUGAAUUGGCGGCCUGGUGCCAUAGAUGUGCCUGGUACAGGUACAUUGGUGUCAUCCCAUACAAAGUUCCUAUGGUCCAGGCAAAUCAUCUUAGCUAUAACUAAUUCUGCUGCAAUUUCAGCACAGGGUUCAUGGGGGUAACACUGUUUAUGAUAUGAGUAAAGUCCAAGACCCCUGCAGCUGUGGGCUCGCGGCUGGGUGGGGCUGGGCCCCACUCCUGAGUGAGUUGUGACCCCUUUCAUUCGGUUGCAAUGCUAAUCUACUGAAGGGUGGACCCCCCAAAUCUGAGUGGUGCAGCAAGCACGUGGGUCAGGUUGCAAUGCCUGGAACUGGAAGCUGAGCCCUGCCCCGCCCUGCCCCCAUCCUCAGCCAGGAGAUGCUGCUGUAGGGUGAGUGCAGGGAGCGUUCAUUUUCUGUCACCCGCCAACAGAUCCCCGCUAUCCUACCUUCUGUGACAGAUAAUUGUUUUCCUGCACCUCUGCUGUGAAAUUUAUUUCAAUUGUCCCUGAUAACCUUGCAGCCCUAGCUAUAAAUAUAACAGAAAUUUAGCCACAUUGGGGCAGACCCGGGUCUAUCAUGCAGUGGAGACGCACCCUUAGGCACAUUGGAAAAUUAUGCCCUAAAUACUAUUGCCUCCAGUCACACUUCAUAGGUACAAAUUCACCUUACACUGGAUCUUCUCCAAUACAAGUGUAUUAAAAGCCAAGAGAAAGCGGCUGUAAUUAUUUUCAUUGGUUUCGUUUCUACAGCAUGUUUUACACAAACAAAUUAAACCCGAUCUUACAAACCCACGGGCUGCAAGACAAACAGCCACCAAGGAAAUGACCUGAAUUGCUGCACAGGAGCAAAUAUUUCAAAGAAGGUUCAGAGCCAGCUGCUCGGAUAGUUGCACUUGCUUUUGUGGUCAGUUUCAAGCCAUUCAUUUUGCCACCUUCGUUCUGUUUGUUCCGCUAGCAAAGCGCUUGGGCUGUUUGGUUUUUCAGUUCUCUCUCCCAGCUUUUGGUUACCAAAGAUGUGGAAAUUGCUCCCCCAGUUCAUCUGUAGAGGAAAUGGUUGGAGCAAAGGAGAAGCAGAAGAGUCCAUGAAGUAAAGACAAAAAUCAAUUUACCUUUGAGUAGUGUGAAACAAAUGCAAUUUCUUGGCACAAACCAGAGACUUUGAGAAAAUGUAUCAGUGAGGAAUUCUCCACUAGGCAGUGUGGCCUAAUGGAUAGCAGCGCACAGGCCUGAGAUUUGGGUUCUAUUCCUGGCUUUACUACUGCAUGAUCUUGAUGGUACAAGUGCAGGUUUAUCUGCACCAACUUCAGCCGUUCCUGUUUGUGAACAUCAAUGAUACAGCAAAGAUCCAGUGCUCUUCCAAAAAACAAUUUUUAGCAGGAGGUAUAACAGCUCGGUGGUACAGGAGACGGGAAGGUGAGGUCCCCAUGUUAAUUAAGAGAUGCUCAGAUAAUCAAAAUGUAAGUAAAGUUGCUUGCAUAUUGGAAGGACACAACUUGACACUGGCAAUCUACAAUGCACAACGGAAUGACUCGGGGGUCUAUUACUGUACCGAUUUGUACAUCAUCUUCUUGACUUUUGGCAAUGGAUCCACCCUGAUUGUUGGAGACAGUUACACCACCAGCAGUUGGGUGCUGUCUCUGGCUCCAUCUCCCCACGGCCUCCUCUCCUCCGGGACGGCUGAUCUGGCUUGCGUGGUCCAUGGAGUUUCCAACCUAGUCCAAAUUUCCUGGAGUAUUUCUGGGGAUCUACAGGAACAGGGUCUGAUGCGUUCACUGAAAGCAAAGGAUGGCUCCUUCGUGUUCAUAAAUCACAUCAGCAUCCCCAUGGACACCUGGACCAGUGGGAAGAAUUUCACCUGUGACGUUAAAUUCAACUCUUCUGGAAAGAGUAUUAAGAAAAUUGCCAGAUAUAUUGAAGCUUCCUCCACAGCCCCUGCCAGCGAGUGCUCACAUUACAUUGUGGCCCUUGCGGCUAGUGCUUGUCUGCUGCUGCUGGUGGUGUCUCUGAGCCUCGUCUGGACCCUCUGCCCUUCCACGCUAGGAUUCCAGCCCAGGGUCUCAGCACCCCCAGCUUCCGAGGAGCACCAGGGUGGAAUCUUAUACGCUCAUCUGGAUUUCGAUUCGCGGAAUCGCAACGGGCGCACAAUGCAAGGACCGGCCAGAGGGAAACAAGUAAAACCCUGAACUCUCUAGUGCAGGGGAAUCCACACGUGGGAACUGAUGUCUGGUUCUCUGCUGAUCGGACGUAGCAGCUGGAAGAAGCCUCUGUUUGUUGUCUUUCUUUUUGUAUUUUCUCCACUUCUCUGUUUCGAAUAAAAAGCUCAGAAGAUCCCCACAGGGUCCAGCCUCAUUAGGUGGGAAAUCUCCUUUUGGGGUAUAAAGGCAUCAUGGUGUAGAUGACUUUACACGUCACUUAUGUAUUAGAUUAGAAGCUCUUUGGGGCAGGGAGUGUCUCUUUGUCCUAUGUUUUGUGCAAUGUCUAGCACAGAGAGGCUCUGGUCCAUAACUGGGGCUCCUGGGUGCUAUGGUAAUACAAUCAUCAUCAUCAACAUCCUCCCUCUAUCUGCAGAGGGACCCAGACACAGCUGAAUGGCUGCAGCUUCCCUGCACAAAGAGUGAGGCCAGAUGGCAGAAGCUGGCAGAGGGGACGUGCAGCCCCUGUCUACGCCACAGCUCCCAACUCCCCUGAUCCUCAGCAGGCACGUGCUCCCUUUGCAUUAACGUUACAUGGACGUGCAGUGGGAUUGUGAAGGGGAAGGAUGGAUGCAGCAGGAGCUGGGAGGGAUGAGAAUCUCUUCCUAGGCCAGGGCUGGAGCUGCUAUUCCAGUGCUUCCUCUGCAAGCUGCUGCUUUCCCCCCAUGGGUGAGAUUCACAGAGCCCCUUGCGCCAGCCCCCUGCACCAUCUAACGAUAACAACACGUUAUCAAUGACUGGAGCUCUCCUGGUGCCUGAGCCUGCACGCGCUGCCUGUUUGCAUCACAACUUGCUGUUUUUCAAGCUGUCAUUCGAACUGUCUCUCAUUAAAAAGGGUCGGCAACCCCA